Messenger RNA from Effrenium voratum, 1047 nucleotides. The record is from the annotation of a GenBank genome assembly. NCBI's taxonomy places the organism in Eukaryota, Dinophyceae, Suessiales, Symbiodiniaceae.
AGGCUUGAUGAGGAGCGCGGCCAUGUUGCCCGGGCAGCUGCAAGACUUCAGCAUCCGCAACGCGGAAUGCUUCUGCUGCUCCAACAAUCACCGGUACCCGGACACGGGCGCCUGGCUGCAGUGCGACCGCAGGCUCGUCUUCAAGACGCUGCGGCAGUGGUACGGAGACGACUGGGAAGAGGGCGAGACGUUCCUCGACAACUUCGACACGCAGGUGCGGAACCGCCUCAGGGACGAGGUGUUACAGGGCGUCUUGGGCGCUGGAAUGCUGCACCUGGAAUACACCCUCAGCCUGGUCUACGUGGUAUACUUGCCAUUUCUGAGCUACUGGAUGCGUGAAGUGGCACGGGGACCCGAAGAAGAGCUUGCUGGUUGGGAGAUGCUUGCAUGGAGUGUCAAACAAGUGUGCAAGGUGGCCAAGCAUCCCAUCGGCGGGCUGAUGAACAUGUGGCUCCUGGUGGCUGCAUGCACAGUGGGCUUGUCCCUGACGCGCCACUGCUCGCAGAGUCUGGCAGCACUGGCUAUCAGCUUUCCGGCCAUUUGCUUGGCCUCCUUCGUGUGGAUGCCCUUCGAGUUGUUGCAGAGCCUCACAGACGAGACCAGCGUGCUGAUGCUGAUUCCGGUGCUGGUCUAUGGAGCGUUGGCCAGCUACCUCUACAAGCCUCGGCGCUACCGAGCUCAAGAUGGCCGGACUGAGCAUGCUCACUCUUUGAGUGUGGAUGCGCUGAAGGAGAUGCCAAAGGAAGAGAAGAUGCCGACAGAGGCAGAGGACACCCUGAAUGUUUGACUGUGGCUGCUCCUCGGUUUUUUCCCAGCUUCUAUUGUCAGAAGUUUUGGUUGCGUUUUCAGCGUUCUGCUGAAAAAGCCAGAUCGGUGGCUUUUCGCUUUCGAGCUUUCUGCUCACAUUAAUGUUUAUCCUGGCUUGGCGGCAAGAAAUUUGCGCCUUUUUCAGCCGAAACACCUCGUGGUCGCUGGUGGAACCCAGUGACAGCUGCAGAGAGCAGGAGGGUUUCGAAAUGCUCAUAACCCCAAACAUGUGUAUGCACA